GACCUGAUAGAAGCCGGCGUACCCCCGGAUGUCCGCGACGGUUCCGGAUGGACUCCUUUACUGGAGGCAGCGCAGGAGGGUCAAUUUGCAGUGUGUCAAGCAUUACUGGAGGCGGGGGCCACUCCAGAUCUGCCCUGCGGAGAGGUGACGCCACUACAUGCAGCAGUCGAAGUAGGCAACGAAGAAAUGGUGCGGUGGCUACUCCGCCAGCCCGGGACAUGGCCAAGACGAUAUAACGGAGAAUUCUUUGCCUUUUUACUCGAAAAAGUACCCGAAGCAGUGACAGACUAUUUGGAUGUUUUUGCUACCGUUCUAAAUCAUUCGCACAAGGGGUACGAAGCGGUCAAGUAUACGGAUCUGAAGGUAAUCUAUGGUGAACCCAUCGUACCAGUGAGUGAUACGGCACUUGCAUUAGUGGCCGAGAGCUCUGCUGCACAUAUGAUACUGUCCCACCGACUGAUGAGGUUAAUAUUACAUGCAAAGUGGCAUAGUUUUGCGCGGACCAUGUUCCGACAAGAACUAACAGCGUACACGUUGCUAGUGGCGAGUUAUUUUAUCCCGACAGUAUGGGGUAGUCCAGAUUGGAUUCAUUUGAAGACAAAAACUCACAAAAUGGUGGCUGCUCUGCGCUUUAUUUCGUGGUUAUUGAGUAUUUUCCUGCUGCUUUGUGUUGAACGGAGUGAAUGUCGAGGUGAAGGAGUACGGAGAUAUUUUUCAUCGUUCUGGAACUGGAUCGGUGUAACCACCUAUGCGGCCAUUAUAUGCUCAAUUCCAUUGGAAUUUAUAUCGUUCUCGGAGUUAAC
Molecule: messenger RNA, 803 nt
Organism: Phytophthora nicotianae INRA-310
Lineage: Eukaryota; Oomycota; Peronosporomycetes; Peronosporales; Peronosporaceae
Exons: 2
Coding region: 48-236 (62 amino acids)
Source: RefSeq, a predicted model, not a curated record